UAUAAACGGACUAUAAUCGCGUGUUGUCCAUCUGCCGGCAACAGUCGCUCGCGAGAUUGUCUACAAAACACAAGUGUUCCAUUUAUUCAUUCUUCAUUAAACACGUAAAUUAUCGAAUUGUUGGUUCAAGUAAAACCAUAAGCUAAUGCAAGUAAACGAGAACAAAUAAAAAAAAGUUGAUAACGAAUUAUCUGUACCGUAACCGUAUACAAAGUGCAAUCGUAUACUACAGUAAUGACGUCACGCAUCAAGAAAGUAUGAGAAAAAUUCGUAUGUUAAAUAAUAUGAUUAUUUAAUAAUAUAACCAUCAGCAUAUUCUGAUAUUUAUUAAUAAGUCGAAAAAAAAUAUCAAAGAAAAAAAAAAUAUCCACUUUCAAAAUUUAUCAUCUCUGAGACAUCCACGUAAAUGAUGUGUAUUGAGCCAGUUUAAAAUAUCUAUUAUUCACUUUUAAUUGCAAAACAUAAUUUUUUAAUUGACCUGCAUAUCAAGAUAAUUAAUAAUCAAGGAACAUUUAUUAAUUAAUAUAAUUACAGUUUAAAUACACGCAUCAAACAUUUACGAUUUAAAUUAUAAAAUGACGUAUUUAUUUCAUUAGCCAAAUUGACAUCAAGAUUAAUUUAACGUAAAAAAAUUACAACUAUAAAGACAACUCAAUUUUAUUUCAGUCAGAUAUAAUAUUAAUUAUUUGAAUAUUUAAAAUUUUUAAUUGAUAUUUUUCAUACACAAAAAUUAUUUAUUUAACCUGACAAAUAAAAUGAUAAAUAAUUACGAAGUAUUUAUUAUAUAAAAAUUUAUAUAUCUUGUAAGCCUAAACGAUUAUAUAUGAUAUAAAUUACAUUGUUUUUCACAUAUUUACACUAUUUAUUAGCUUCAGAGAUAUAUAAAUAGAAAUAUAUGUCAGUGGAAUAAAAGUAAAUUUAAAUUAAUAAAAAAAAAAUUCAUUCGAUUUAGUUUCACUACAAAGAUAUUCCGAAAUUGACCUCACUUAUUUACUCUUAAUAGGCUUAAUAGCCCCCUAUCGAGUCAAGUUUAUCGCGACAAUUUUAAUGUUAAGUAACAAACAAAUUAAGGCAGAUGAAGUAACGUAAGUCGGUGUUAGAUACUUAGAUAUAACUGUGGGUUUUAUAAAAGUUUAGGCUAAGCUAAUUGUAAGCAGUGUGUUGACGAAUGAGAUUCAAGUACCGGUGGGCUCUUAUGACGGUGAUAGUGAACUAAUAAUACAAGUAAACUGUAUAGUUGUCUUAUACUGUUGUAUAUCGUAUUUGUGUAAGCGAGAGAGAUUUGAUUUAAAAAAGGAAAGUCAAGGCAACUUGGAAAAAAAUAACUGAUACCUCUUACUCACACGACUACAAGUUGUCUUUCUUAUUUAGUAAGAGACUAUUACCAGAGGUUAGUAACCGAGUUCGUCAGUUCACUGUCGAACGGUACACGGGACUGAUCGGCUCCGACAGCUCACGUCGAAAGUUUACGCGUAAAUAUAUAUGUGAUAAGUGAUUAUUAAUAAUUUAGUUGAGUAACGUCUGCUUGACCUGUGACAAAAUGGCGAGCGUCGACAAUGAUCUUGAGGAACUCAUGUCUCAUCUCGGUGAGUUUGGCAAAUAUCAGACGUUUCAAUUUUCCCUGCAUGUGUUGGCUGGAUUACUGGCAGGACUUCACAUGCUGACUUUGAUGACUGUUGCUGCAGUACCUGAGCACAAGUGUGUUGUACCAGGACUUGGUGAUAGACUGGGUUUAGAUGCUGCAGAACUUAAUUGGGAUAAUGUCCCAGGUGUAAACGCAACUUAUACUAAUGGAACGAAACUUGAUGGUGUGUUUCUAAACUUGGAUUCCUGUACUUACUUAGACGAGGAUAACGAGACAAAAUUUUGUGAUAAGUGGGUUUAUGAUACCACCCAUUAUAAAUCAUCGCGAGGAAUGGAGUGGAAUUUCGUUUGCUCCAAUAAAUGGCGAGGUGCAGUAGCACAGGCCACCUACAUGAUUGGUGUAUUCACUGGCGCUGUUACUUUGGGUAGUUUGGCUGAUAAAUAUGGACGUAAAAUAAUAUUUUGUAUAUCAGCCACUGGACAACUUAUACUUGGUGUUCUAGUCGCUUUGGUUCCCGAAUACUUUACAUUCUUAUUGGUGCGAUUUUUAUACGGUAUCUUUGGAUCAUCGGGAGCUUACAUUACCGGAUUUGUACUUACGAUGGAAAUGGUCGGAGCAUCAAAAAGAACAUUCUGUGGAAUAAUGUUCCAAGCGUUGUUUUCACUUGGUUUCGCUAUUGUUGCAUUUUGGGGAUACAUAAUAAAAGACAGAAUGUGGUUACAAAUAGUGUAUGGUCUUCACAGUAGUUUAUUGAUUGGACACUGGUGGUUAAUGGACGAGUCACCACGAUGGCUUUGGGCUCAGGGUCGUGCCAAAGAGGCCAUCAAAAUUGUCCAGAAAGCACUUAAAAUAAACGGCGAUAAUACGCAACUAGAUGUAGCCAAAUUGGUGUCAAAAAAUAAAGCCAAGCGGAGUUUACGAACUGAUGAUUCAAGAUCGUAUGGUGCGAUUGAUUUAUUGAAAACACCUAACUUGAGAAAAAAUUUCUUGAACGUUUGUCUCAAUUGGUUUGCCAACGCCAUUGUUUACUAUGGUCUUUCUUUGAGCAGUGGUAAACUUGAAGGAAAUCCAUAUUUGAUGCUCGCUUUGAAUGGAGUCGUUGAAUGGCCGAGUUAUGUUUUUACUGUGUUAACAAUGGACAGAGUCGGAAGACGAUUUUUGGUCAGUUCCUUUAUGAUUAUUGGUGGUAUUUGUUGUAUUGUUGCAGCGUCGAUUCCUAAAGAAUUGUCAGGAUCUGGCGGUGCAGUAAUAGGUAUUGUACUAUUUGGUAAAUCCUGCAUUGCCAUUUCAUUUGCUGUUAUUUACAAUUAUACUGCCGAAUUAUUUCCUACUGUACUGAGAAACACAGCCCUUGGAAUAGGAUCUAUGUGUUGCCGUCUCAGUGGUGCUUUAACGCCGAUGCUAUUGUUAUUGGAUACGCUUGAUCCCCGAGUUCCUGCUACAACGUUCGGUGGAUUUGCUUUGAUUUCUGGAUUCAUGGCUUUAUAUCUUCCGGAAACUGCUGGUCAUCCUAUGCCGGAAACUCUUGAAGACGGUGAAAAAUUCGGUGUAGGAGAUACCUGCUUUACAACUUGCCUUGGACGGAGACAUAAUAAAAAAGAUAUUAUGCUUAAAGCUGUCGAUGAUAAAAAUGGGGAAAAAGUCAUCGAAACUGAAGAGAAACUUAAUACUGGUACAUAAUUAGGAUAGAAAACAAAUAUCUGCCUUAUUUGUUAUGGGAAAAGUUAUUGCCUUAAUUCAUAAUAAUACUAUUAAUCAAUUAUUGCUUUAUAAAUUGACUACUUAAAAUUUUUCAUGUACUUCCGUAGUAAAAAGUGAAUUUUUGAAAAUAAGGAAUAUUUUCUUAAAUAUUUUUAAAAAAAUAAAUAAUGCAAUGUAACUAAUGAUUAAAUUAAUCAAUUUUUUUCCGGUUAUUUUCGGAAAUAGGAAUAUCUAUUUUAAGAUUCAUUAGAUCAUUUUAAUAAGUUUUAGUGCAUUAUAUUAAUAUAUAUAAUGUCGAACAUUUGUAUAUUUAUGAGUAAUUUUUUUUUUUAUUAUAUCUGUGAAAAAUUGACCAUAUAUGUAGUUUAUAUGCCUGUGUAUACACCCAUUGUGUAUAUAUAGAGAAUAAUUUUGAACUUCAAAAUUUGAGACAAUUUUGAACUUUCGUCGAAUAUAUACAAAGAAAUUAGAGAAAGAAAUUAAAAAAAGGAUUAAAAAAAUUUCAAGGAUGCUUCCAGGAAAUUUAUUCAUUUUUUACUUUGGUAUAAAAGUUUAAAUUUUUUCGAGCAUUCGGUAUAUUUCUCAAGUAUAAAAAAUCUUAUUCGAUAGAAGUUCGAGAAAGUUUGAUUUUUAAUUUUUUUCAACUUUUUUGGAACUAAAAAAAAAAUAAGAUUUGAGUCUCAGAAAUGACUAAAAUUCACAAUAUUUCAAUAGUUCUAAUAAAUUUGAAAAUUCGAAGACGGAAAAAAAUCGAACUUUCAUAUCGAUAAAAAAUAUUGAAAAAUUGUAAACUUUUGUCAUUUCUGCGAUUCAAAUUAUUUUUUUUUAGUUCCAAAAAGGUUCUUAAAAGUAAAAAAUUUCGAAGUUCGAAUUUUUUUUAUACGAGUAAGUUAUAUGUAUACAUGGCCAAUUUUCAUGUAUAAGAUUCAUUUUUCACAGGCAUAUCUAUUGCACUAGACGAAAGUCUAAGAUAUUUUUUUAUUCAAAAAUCAUUACUUAUUAUUAUAAUUAUUGUUACUACAUAUUUUUUAUGAUUUAUGCUCAUAUUACUUAAGUAUUUUUUAUUUUUAUCACAAAUUCUGAGAUAAAAAAAUGAAUAGAAUAUAUUUUUGAUUAAAAAUUAUAAAAAUGAGGUUCAAUUUUUUAUACAAUUAAAAAGUAUUGUGAGAGUAAUAUAUUUCAAAUAGGGAAUAAAAAAAUAUAAAAAUGUAAUUUUUAUAAUUUCAAAUGAUGUGUCUAUCUUAAUUUGUAAGUAAAUAUUUUCUUAAUUAUCAAACAAUGUGGCUGAUAUUGUGAUACUGUGAGCUAUGGUAAUUGAAUGAAUAAUAUAAUAUUUUUUUAAAUGUAUACAAUACUACAGUUAAUCAUUAUGUUUUAAAAGAUAAAUAAUGGCUAUUAAUAUUUUAACUUAGAAUGUACUAAUGUAUAUGAUGAUAAGAGUUGAGAAAGUAAAAUAUUUAUUGAUCUUUAUGAACGCUAAUUUCACUGAUUAUUAGUGUUGAUAGUCCAUUGGUCAUAAGGUUUUAAAUAUUUUAUCAUAUUA
This is a messenger RNA of Microplitis demolitor, 4829 nucleotides long. RefSeq names its product organic cation transporter protein. Gene Ontology annotation, cellular component: membrane. Gene Ontology annotation, molecular function: transmembrane transporter activity. The transcript has 2 exons. The coding region runs from base 1541 to 3265 and encodes 574 amino acids. The record is from RefSeq and is a predicted model, not a curated record. NCBI's taxonomy places the organism in Eukaryota, Metazoa, Arthropoda, Insecta, Hymenoptera, Braconidae. Gene Ontology annotation, biological process: transmembrane transport.